This is a messenger RNA of Dreissena polymorpha, 828 nucleotides long. RefSeq lists its product as uncharacterized. Gene Ontology annotation, cellular component: mitochondrion; respiratory chain complex IV. The record is from RefSeq and is a predicted model, not a curated record. The coding region runs from base 165 to 611 and encodes 148 amino acids. NCBI's taxonomy places the organism in Eukaryota, Metazoa, Mollusca, Bivalvia, Myida, Dreissenidae. The transcript is spliced from 5 exons.
UUGUUGCUUUCAACAUGUCCCGUACACACGCAAAAUCGGUCCAAAUAUUGACUUACUAUUGUACUUAGUUGCUUGUAAUCAAAUAUUGUUUGGAUGAUUCAAGGUGGUUCGUGUGCGUGACUGUUACUGUUGAAGGUCAACGCAGCGUUUUCACGGGUUUAAACAUGGCUGAACCACAAAAAGCAGAUGUGAUAAAAUCCAAACUGGAAUCCAUGUACAGCAUUCCAGUGGCCAUGUCUAAGGCAGUGCGAGAGGGAAUCAAUGCUGGAAAGAAGUAUAAGAUGAUCCUGAACAAGUCCGGCACUAACUACCUUGAAUGGGUCACAGACGUUAGUUCGGAACAAGUCGAAGAUGAGGCUUUCAGCAGGUAUGAUCCAGGCUGGACCAAUCCCACUGCUCCUUUCGAUUCUAGAUACCCUCAUCAGAAUCAGAAACCAAACUGCGAGCGUAACUACAUAGACUACCACCGUUGCCUGAAGAUCAAGGGAGAGGACUACCCCAACUGUAACUACUUCAAGGCUGUCUACAUGCAGCUGUGCCCCAAGGCCUGGGUGGAUGAUUGGGACGAGCAGAUCGCUUCUGGUACCUUCAGAUACGACACUGAGAAGUAGCCUGUUGGCAGUCAUACCAACUAGAAUCCAGGAUAUAAUAAAUUUAAUAUCUCGGAAAAUAUGUAUUUGGGAUAGAAGUGAUAUUGUUCGGAUUUUAUUAACAUCAACAAAAUUAUUGAGACAAUAACAUAGGUGGUGUGGUCCCAUUUUAUUGCGUGUAUAUUUGGCAUAUUAAGAGAUGAUUUGUUGUUGCUGAAAUAAAUUGGACAGUAAUAAA